Messenger RNA from Babjeviella inositovora NRRL Y-12698, 1326 nucleotides. RefSeq names its product Utr2p (gene UTR2). Gene Ontology annotation, biological process: fungal-type cell wall organization; carbohydrate metabolic process. The transcript has a single exon. Gene Ontology annotation, molecular function: glycosyltransferase activity; chitin binding; hydrolase activity, hydrolyzing O-glycosyl compounds. Gene Ontology annotation, cellular component: fungal-type cell wall. NCBI's taxonomy places the organism in Eukaryota, Fungi, Ascomycota, Pichiomycetes, Serinales. The record is from RefSeq and is a predicted model, not a curated record. The coding region runs from base 1 to 1326 and encodes 441 amino acids.
AUGUUGGCGUUUGCCAGCUACGUGAACGCAGCCGCGAGUGCGAUCAUCUGUAACGGAACUCAGAGCUGCCCCGAAUCUUUGCCAUGCUGCUCCCAGUACGGUGAGUGUGGAGUCGGUGCGUACUGUCUCGGUGGGUGCGACCCAAGAUUCUCCUUCAGCAUCGGAGCCUGUAUGGCCAUGCCUGUGUGUAAAAACAUUACCACGCAAUUCAACAACAAAUCCGCGCUUGCCAACAUGGACACCUACCUCGGUAACGCCUCCGAAGCUGACUGGGUAUACCUGGGGUAUCUCGUGGACUACGAGGACGAAGAUGCGCUCAUUAUGGCCAUGCCUGCUAAUACCGCCGGUACUGUUAUCUCCUCCACCCACUACAUGUGGUACGGGAAGGUAUCUGCAACUGUAAAAUCGUCGCAUCUUCAGGGUGUGGUUACUGCGUUUAUUUUAUUCUCGAACGCCAAGGAUGAAUUCGAUUAUGAAUUCGUUGGUGCGGACUUGGAAAAAGUGCAGACCAACUACUACUACCAGGGUGUGUUGAACUUCACCAACUCCCAGAAUGUCACCGUCGACGAUACCUUCGACAACUACCACACGUAUGAGUUUGAAUGGACCGAGUCCCAGAUGAGCUGGAGCGUUGAUGGCGUCGUUUCCCGUACGCUUAAGAAGAGCGACACCUGGAAUGUCGUCAACAAAACCUACUUCUACCCACAGACCCCUGCCAGAGUCCAGUUUUCCUUAUGGCCAGGUGGUGCAGCGUCUAACCCUAUCGGUACCGUGGACUGGGCCGGUGGUGAAAUUAACUGGAAUGCUCCUGAUCUCACCAACCCUGGCUACUACUACGCCAUCUUGAAGAAUGCUUCGAUUCAGUGUUACCCUCCGCCACCCAACAUCAAGACCACCGGUAACACUGCAUACAUCUUCAACAGCACCGCCGCUACCGAAAACUCCAUCGAAAUCACCAACAACAGAACCGACCUCGGCUCUUUGGACAAAACCGGAUUGGACCCAGGUGAACCGGCUGACGAGAAUUCCUCAUCCUCCUCGGGCACAAAUAGUGGCUCUUCCACUAGCACUGCCACUGCGAAUGUGAUCCCAGUCGGUAUUGGUGUGGGUAACGUCCAGGGUGAGGGUAACACUGCCGCCAACUCCGCCAAUACCGCCAAUAACGCUGCUACCACCACUGCCGCUGCUGUCACCGGGUUUGUCCAAAGCACCAAGAAGACCUCCUCCUCCAGCAAUGCCGCCCACGGCUUGAGAGGUGAUGUUAGCUCCUUGAAGCAAUGGAUUUCCGCCGGUUUCCUCUUUGCCCUUUCUCUCAUGCUUAUUUAA